GUUUCCUGGUUCCGCAGAUUUAAAGUGUUUCACAUAAUGCACAUAUCCAAAGGCAUAUAUAGAUUAAAGUUAUUAUAUCCAUUUAUUUUUAAUUGACAAAAAUCCGUUCCAUUCUUUAAUGUAAGACUAUUUACCAACGUUUCAAUGAAUCCACUAUGACACAGGAAUCCAGAACUCCAGCGUGUCCACCCGAAUUUCAAUGGAAUUCAACUUUAAACAAAUGUGUUGGUUGGUACUGUUAUCACAUACACGUAAUUUUUGACUGUGUACCCGGUUACUACGGACUGCAAUGCUCUAAGUCCUGCGUAGCACCCUUCUACGGUGUAGGUUGUCAAAAACUUUGCUCAGGGUGUCCUAUAAGUCUUUGUGAUGUGUCCUAUGGUUGUCCACGUAUUACAGAGGCCCGGAUCUCGACUACAGGUUUGUUGUAUAUCACUACAACAAUAGAAAACAUAAAAUCUUCCCUUGUGGGUGAAACGACCGUUACCAAGACCGAAUCUUCAUCCAUUGCUAGCAAAAGUAGUACAACGGUUAACAGAAAGCCAACAAGUUCUAUUAAAGAAAGUAGAGCGACACUAAACAGCUUAUUAGGCUCAACUACACCACCCCCAUCAUUUUUAAACUCAUACUACCCAGUUCUUUUGGGUAUUUUAGGGGUCUGUGUUCUGUUUCUGGUGAUUUUUACAAUUUACGUAAGCAUACAUAUUCAUGAGAAAUGUUCACAGAGAAGACGAUCGUCAAAAACGAUCAGUAAUAUUUCAAUUAAGGAGGACAAUAACACUUACCAGGAAAUACACGAUUUUGAUACGGUAGGAAACUUGAUAAGAUAUGAUCCGUUUAUAGAAAGAACCACCCUGUCGGUGGAACAAUCAAAGCAAUUUACCACUAGAAGAGAUUACGUAGAUGCACCCAUUCCUGUUAAAGAGAAUACAUAUGGGCAUGAACCAAGUGACCACGACUAUAUAGACGUAAUACACGAAGAAGAUGUUAAGCAUACAUAUACUCACCCAGUAAAGAUCACUGGAAGUAUAAAUGAAGAACAUAACUCGAACAAUAGUCCGCCUCAGGAUAAAGACGGUUACAUGCUGGCAAACAUUGUCAGUUCCAAUUCAUUAGUCAGUUCAAUUUCUGAGGAUAAGCUUGGAACUGUCUCUACCGCUUGUGUCAACGACAACACAUCACGUGAUAGUGAAAAUACUAGCGAUGGUUCAACAAAAGACUAUUUGACUGUUGUAUCAAGCUAAUAAAACAGACUAAGAAAGAAG
Messenger RNA from Magallana angulata, 1265 nucleotides. RefSeq lists its product as uncharacterized. The transcript has 4 exons. Lineage: Eukaryota; Metazoa; Mollusca; Bivalvia; Ostreida; Ostreidae. The coding region runs from base 156 to 1244 and encodes 362 amino acids. The record is from RefSeq and is a predicted model, not a curated record.